AUGGCCUCAAAAUAUCCCGCAGCGUUGAACCCCACCGAGGAGGACAUCCAGCUCCUCUUGUCUGCCCAGGCUCACUUGGGCACCAAGAACUGCGAUAAGCAGAUGGAGCCAUACGUUUGGAAGCGUCGUGCAGAUGGCAUUCACAUCAUUAACAUUGGAAAGACCUGGGAAAAGCUCGUGUUGGCAGCUCGCAUUAUCGCUGCAAUUGAAAACCCGUCGGAUGUUGUCGCCAUCUCGGCUCGUCCUUACGGCCAACGUGCGGUUUUGAAGUUUGCCGCAAACACUGGUGCUCAGGCAAUUGCUGGCCGAUUCACUCCUGGUAACUUCACCAAUUACAUCACCCGCUCGUUCAAGGAACCCCGCCUCAUUAUCGUUACGGACCCUCGCGUCGAUCACCAGGCCAUCCGCGAGGCAUCUUACGUUAACAUUCCCGUUAUUGCCUUGUGCGACACCGAUGCUCCCCUCAAGUUCGUCGACGUUGCGAUCCCUACCAACAACAAGUCGAAGAACUCGAUUGGUCUCAUCUGGUGGCUUCUUGCCCGUGAAGUCUUGAGGCUGCGCGGUACCGUUCCUCGCACGCCCGAUGGCUGGAACGUCAUGGUUGACAUGUUCUUCUACCGUGAUCCUCAGGAGGAGCAGGAGCAGGAAAAGCCCGCUACCACUGGAGUUCCUGGUGCAGGCGACGAUUCUGCUCAGCCAGUGACCGACUGGGAUGCUUCUGCUGCUCCUACCAACGCAGGAGCCGCCGCCGUUAUAGGCGAUGCUGGACUUGACUGGGCCGCUGAUCCUGCCGGCAACACCGCUGACUGGGCUGCCGAGCCUGCCGGCACCACCUGGGGCAAUGAGCCUACUGCCGAUACUACCUGGAACUAG
This is a messenger RNA of Rhizoctonia solani, 873 nucleotides long. RefSeq names its product ribosomal protein S2. Gene Ontology annotation, molecular function: structural constituent of ribosome. The record is from RefSeq and is a predicted model, not a curated record. Gene Ontology annotation, cellular component: cytosolic small ribosomal subunit; ribosome; 90S preribosome. The coding region runs from base 1 to 873 and encodes 290 amino acids. The transcript has 3 exons. Gene Ontology annotation, biological process: ribosomal small subunit assembly; cytoplasmic translation. Lineage: Eukaryota; Fungi; Basidiomycota; Agaricomycetes; Cantharellales; Ceratobasidiaceae.